Messenger RNA from Ictidomys tridecemlineatus (thirteen-lined ground squirrel), 1348 nucleotides. It is a transcript of the gene Etfa, whose product is annotated as electron transfer flavoprotein subunit alpha. The record is from RefSeq and is a predicted model, not a curated record. Gene Ontology annotation, biological process: fatty acid beta-oxidation using acyl-CoA dehydrogenase. NCBI's taxonomy places the organism in Eukaryota, Metazoa, Chordata, Mammalia, Rodentia, Sciuridae. Gene Ontology annotation, cellular component: mitochondrion. Gene Ontology annotation, molecular function: electron transfer activity; flavin adenine dinucleotide binding.
UCCGUUCUCGUUCGCGCGUCUCGCGAGUGUUAGGGUGAUUGGCGGAGGCGGUGCAGCUUCGCGGGGCUUGAGGUUGCUGAGGCCGAGGUGACAGCUUGGCCCACUAGAGCAGAGACUAUGUUUCGGGUGGCGGCUCCAGGGCAGCUCCGGAGGGCGGCUUCAUUGCUCCGAUUUCAGAGUACCCUGGUAAUAGCUGAGCAUGCAGAUGACUCGCUAGCACCUAUUACCUUAAAUACCAUCACUGCAGCCAAACAUCUUGGAGGUGAAGUGUCUUGCUUAGUUGCUGGAACCAAAUGUGACAAGGUGGCACAAGAUCUCUGUAAAGUAGCAGGUGUAGCAAAAGUUCUGGUGGCUCAGCAUGAUGCUUACAAAGGCCUCCUUCCAGAGGAACUAACACCACUGAUUUUGGCAACUCAGAAGCAAUUCAAUUACACACACAUCUGUGCUGGAGCAUCUGCCUUUGGAAAGAACCUUCUGCCCAGAAUAGCAGCAAAACUUGAUGUUGCCCCAAUUUCUGACAUCAUUGCAAUCAAGUCACCUGACACAUUUGUGAGAACUAUUUAUGCAGGAAAUGCUUUAUGUACAGUGAAGUGUGAUGAGAAAGUGAAGGUGUUUUCUGUCCGAGGAACAUCUUUUGAAGCUGCAGCAACAAGUGGAGGUAGUGCCAGUUCAGAAAAGGCAUCAAGUACUUCGCCAGUGGGAGUGUCAGAGUGGCUUGACCAGAAAUUAACGAAAAGUGAUCGACCAGAGCUAACUGGUGCCAAAGUAGUGGUGUCUGGUGGUCGGGGUUUGAAGAGUGGAGAAAAUUUUAAGCUAUUGUAUGACUUGGCAGAUCAACUUCAUGCUGCAGUUGGUGCUUCCCGUGCUGCUGUUGAUGCUGGCUUUGUUCCCAAUGACAUGCAAGUUGGUCAGACAGGAAAAAUAGUAGCACCAGAGCUGUAUAUUGCUGUCGGAAUAUCUGGAGCUAUCCAACAUUUAGCUGGGAUGAAAGACAGCAAGACAAUUGUGGCUAUCAACAAAGACCCAGAAGCUCCAAUUUUCCAAGUAGCAGAUUAUGGAAUAGUUGCAGAUUUAUUUAAGGUGGUUCCUGAAAUGACCGAACUAUUGAAGAAAAAAUGAAUCAUGCUCAUGUGUCGAGAAGGAACGCUAUGUCAGAGUAUUCAACUGAAAUCACAGAAAUUUACAAUUUGAUGAAAAAAUUUAACAGCAGCCAGAUGCUUUUUAUGGGAUUAUUAUUAUAUUUCUUUUUAAUUAUGUGUAGUUCCAAAUAAUUAUUUUUUGAAAUUUUCUAAUUCUGUAAUAAAAUCUGUAAUAAAGCCUUAACUACAGCUUUAAAGCUACUAUCAGA